Messenger RNA from Armigeres subalbatus, 1101 nucleotides. Its product is annotated as lysophospholipase-like protein 1. Gene Ontology annotation, cellular component: cytoplasm. Gene Ontology annotation, biological process: protein depalmitoylation. Lineage: Eukaryota; Metazoa; Arthropoda; Insecta; Diptera; Culicidae. The coding region runs from base 123 to 893 and encodes 256 amino acids. Gene Ontology annotation, molecular function: palmitoyl-(protein) hydrolase activity; carboxylic ester hydrolase activity. The transcript has 4 exons. The record is from RefSeq and is a predicted model, not a curated record.
CUGCCUGGCAGCCAGUUGCUUUACAAACGCUAUUCGAAGUAGUCGUACAUCGAGUUGUAGUAAAUAUUUUGAUUUUUGUUCUUUCGUGCUUACAUUUAUGAUUGCUUGCUAAGACACAUAAAAUGAGACUAAUCGAAAAGGUGUUCAACCCGACGGGGAAAACUCAUGUUGGCACACUAAUCUUUUUCCAUGGAUCAGGAGAUACCGGGAAUGGGUUGACUGAGUGGAUCCGGUUCCUACUGGGCAAGGAUAUGGAAUUUCCCCACAUUAAGGUGGUGAUCCCGACGGCACCGGUGCAACCAUAUGCUCCAAUGGGUGGUGAAAAUUCCAAUGUUUGGUUCAACAGAAAGCGCAUCGAGAUGGACUGUCCGGAAAUACGAACCUCACUGGCGUCGAUCUACGACACCGUGAACGAGAUGCUGAUCCGAGAAAUGGCAGCAGGUGUUCCGGCCAAUCGGAUCAUUGUGGGAGGAUUUUCGAUGGGAGGUGCUCUUGCUCUGCAUGCGGCUUAUCAUUUAAAUAGAGACUUGGCAGGAGCUUUUGCAAUAUCAUCGUUUCUCAACACAGGCUCGAUUGUGUAUGAUUCUUUGGAGAGCGUAACAGACGACGAACACCUACCUAGUUUAAUGAUGUUCCACGGAGAAAGAGACACCCUGGUGCCGCUUGAAUGGGGCCAAACAACGUUCGAUGAAUUGGCCAAACUAGGCGUUCGGGGCCAAUUCGUACCGAACCGAAACGCACUGCACGAAAUCAAAAAGGAUCAACUAGUGCAGGUGAUAAAGUGGGCCAACGAGCUAAUUCCCGAACCUCGAGAACCAACACCACCGUCGCCAUCGCCUCCACCACCGGCAACGACCAAAAAGACUGCAGUGGCCAAAAAGGGAAAACUGUGAUAGAAGCUGGCAUUGAUGGGGGGAUUAAUUGGACCAAUUUUGGCUGAUAUUUUAUUUUGAGCUUAUUUAGGGUGACACGACACAACUAUAGGAGAAAAAAGAUUUGCCCGUUAUCAUCGUUAUUAGCAGAUUGUUCUUGCGUAUGAGGUACUAAGCCUAUGUCAUGGGUCGUCACAAUAAACAUUAUUGCAGUGCAAAAGUACAAAAA